Messenger RNA from Octodon degus (degu), 5738 nucleotides. RefSeq names its product tetratricopeptide repeat domain 39B (gene Ttc39b). Gene Ontology annotation, biological process: negative regulation of cholesterol storage; regulation of cholesterol efflux; cholesterol homeostasis. The transcript is spliced from 18 exons. The record is from RefSeq and is a predicted model, not a curated record. Lineage: Eukaryota; Metazoa; Chordata; Mammalia; Rodentia; Octodontidae. Bases 145 to 1698 code for a protein of 517 amino acids. Gene Ontology annotation, molecular function: protein binding.
UGUGGCCAGCUCCUGGACAGCUCAUCCUCAGCCAAGGUGGAUCUCAAGAGCGGGCUGGAACAAUGUGCGGUGGCGCUCAACCUAUUUCUAAGUAACAAGUUCACUGAUGCCCUGGAAUUGCUUCGUCCAUGGGCCAAGGAGAGCAUGUACCACGCUUUGGGCUAUAGCACCAUUGUGGUGUUGCAGGCUGUCAUGACCUUUGAGCAGCAGGACAUUCAGAAUGGCAUUUCUGCCAUGAAGGACGCCUUGCAAACCUGCCAGAAAUAUAGGAAGAAAAGCACAGUUGUAGAGUCUUUCUCAAGUCUCCUUUCUCGAGGAUCACUAGAACAGCUGAGUGAAGAGGAAAUGCAUGCUGAAAUCUGUUACGCUGAGUGUCUCCUACAGAAAGCAGCGCUCACAUUUGUGCAGGAUGAAAAUAUGAUAAACUUCAUCAAAGGUGGACUGAAAAUUAGAACAAGUUACCAAAUAUAUAAAGAAUGUCUUUCUAUUCUGCAUGUAAUUCAGAAGAACAAACACAAACAAGAAUUCUUCUAUGAGUUUGAGGGGGGCGUCAAGCUUGGAACAGGAGCCUUUAAUUUGAUGCUGUCCCUUUUACCAGCAAGGAUUAUCAGAUUGCUGGAAUUUAUUGGAUUUUCUGGAAACAGGGAGCUGGGCCUCCUGCAGCUGCGGGAAGGUGCGUCGGGCAGGAGCAUGCGCUCGCCGCUGUGCUGCCUCACCAUCCUGGCUUUCCACACUUACAUCUCCCUGAUACUCGGUACAGGAGAAGUGAAUGUCGUGGAAGCAGAGAGCCUCCUUGCGCCCUUCCUGCAGCAGUUUCCAAACGGCUCGCUCAUGUUGUUCUACCACGCGCGCAUUGAGCUGCUGAAGGGGAACAUCGAAGAGGCACAAGAGAUAUUUCGAAAAUGCAUUUCAGUUCAGGAAGAAUGGAAGCAGUUUCACCACCUCUGCUACUGGGAGCUGAUGUGGAUCAACGUGUUCCUACAAAACUGGAUGCAGGCAUAUUACUAUUCCGAUCUCCUUUGCAAAGAGAGUAAAUGGUCCAAGGCAACAUAUGUGUUCCUGAAAGCUGCAAUUCUGAGUAUGCUUCCAGAGGAGGACGUGUUAGCAGCCAAUGAGAAUGUGGUGACCCUGUUCAGACAGGUGGAUGGCUUGAAGCAGAGAAUUGCCGGUAAAUCUCUCCCUACUGAGAAGUUUGCUGUGAGGAAGGCUCGGCGCUACUCCCCCUCCCUGGCUGCCCCCGUGAAGCUCGUCUUGCCAGCCCUGGAAAUGAUGUAUGUGUGGAAUGGCUUUUCGAUAGUGGGGAAAAGGAAAGACCUUUGUGAAAGCCUCUUGGUAACCGUUGAGAAGGCCGAGGCAGCUUUACAAGAUGAAGGUUUCAGUGAUUAUUCUAUGGACGAUGAGUGCAUUGUGAAGCUACUUAAAGGUUGCUGCCUCAAGAGCUUACAGCGGCCCUUGCAAGCUGAGCUGUGCUUCAAUCAUGUUGUGGAAAGUGAAAAGCUGCUGAAGUAUGACCACUACCUAGUGCCGUUCACUCUAUUUGAGCUGGCCUUUUUAUAUAAAAGCCAAGGAGAGAUUGACAAAGCCAUAAAGGUCCUUGAAACCGCAAGAAACAACUACAAAGAUUACUCGUUGGAGUCCAGGCUGCACUUCAGGAUGCAGGCGGCGCUUCACCUCUGGAAGAGACCCUCCUCCGAGUGACCAGAGCAGAAGGAUGGGCCUCCUCAUCUAGUGCUGCGUCCACUCUAGAUUAGUUCUCUGUAAAGUGGACAAGUGAUCUUGUGAAUAAGAGACACCAAACUAGUUUUAACUGUCAAUAUUUUCUCUCAUCUGAAUGGUUUAUUGUUAGUCUAUAUAAAUUUUUUUCUUACGGAAUGCCAUUUAGUAAUAUCUAGAAAAUUCUUAUAUUUGCUUCUCCAAAAUGAAUUUCAUGUUAAUUUUUAAUGGGGGAAUGAAGAAGUCUUUUAAAAGACCAACAGGUACAAUAAAGUCUAAUUAGGUUAUUUUUUUAUGUGGAAAUUAAUAUUGUUUAAGUAGCAAAUGGCUGAGGUUGAGCUGGUUUUAAAUUUGUUGGUCAAACUCCAGAGAUAUUUCAUUGCCUAUUGCUUAAAUCUCAGAAGAUUUAAAAAAUACCUCCUUCAGAGUAAUUUAACAGUGAACUCCCAAGAACUGAAAAAGAACUGAAGGCGUGAACUGGAUUCGGGUAACAUAUUUCACAGGUUAAAGUGAACUGUAUUUGUCAAAGGUGAUAAAUACCAAAUGAUGGAGUUUUUACUAUUUGUGUUAGAUAAAGUGACACUUUUGAGAGACUGUCUUAUUUUUGAAUGUACUUAAAUAUAGUAAAUAGCAAAAUUUAAAAAACCCUGUAUAUCUAAAGGGAGGAAAAGUCAUAAUUUAGAGAUUAUCCUAAACUGUAGUGAUAAGCCCUAAAAUGUAUACAUUGAUUAUUUUUCUUAUAGGAAGCAAAAUUAAGUUUCUGCUACUUUAAAUGUUAUGUAAAAUAUUGAUAAUUUUACUCUUGGAGAUUGGUGAGGUCUCAGUUUGUAACCUCUCUAGCAGUGUGAUGGGUCCUAGACUAGAUGCACUUCCUUUCCUCGGAGAGCAGAGUCAGGGCCGAGCAGGAAGAGCGCUCGCUCCAUGCAGUCCUGCUCUGCUGCCCGUGAGCAGCCAGUCGUGGCCUGUGGGUCCUUUCUCCGUCUGCUUUGCUGUAUUUUCCUAAUCUGUGGGGUGGAGAAGAACAGGUGGCCUUCGGUGGCUUUCCAGGGCUCUCCUAGUUUCCUAACUGCGGGUAUGUACAGCAGGUCUGCAUUUUCAACAGACCGCAUUGAGUGUGUAAUUCAGACCCUUCCGGCCGCAAGCGAGCUUCACUUUGUCAGUAGCCUCCACCAUUCCCGCCACCUUCACGUGUGCAUGUUGCCGCUACGGCCCAGCCUGCACCUGCAAGGAGGGAGUCACGGAGCGGCCCUCCCGUUCUGCUUCUGUGAGCUCUCUGCUGUUCUGAAGCCGAGUCUCCCACGUUGUCUCGGAGGCCUCUCAGUGUUUGCAGCAAGAGCCCCAAGCUCCUGGGAGGGGUCCGAAGCACCUCCCUGUGGGUAGUGACUCACCUUUCGGCGCUCGGUUUUCUGAGUGGGGCUAGCGAGGUGCCGCAUGGUGCUCAUAAGGGCUCUCUGUUCAGCGACGCGCACCCUACACGCGCUACAGAGUACGAGCAGUCUUGUACUGAUUAUGGUUUUUUGUGCAUGGGUUCUAGUAGGAACAUACGUUACUGGCUGAAUCUAUAAUCUCUUCCUUUCAGUGGAAGAAGUAUAGAAGCAUGAGCACCUUUAAGCCUGCUCACGUACUUGGCCCUGCCAGCUCCCCAGCUGAUGAGCUUGCUCCUUGCCAUGCCCAGCAGUCGCUUCUGCUGCUUCCUGUAAGUUACUGAUUCUUGGUCCAACCGAGGAAGUGUUUCCUGUGGAAGAUGUUAAUGCAGGUGGAGCUGGCGUGCUGUCCCGCAGUGGCCUGGUGACGGCCCAACACGUGCACUUAGCGCAGGUUACAGAACUUGGGGCACAGACACAAGAGGAGAUAAAUCGAGUGUCAUUGUAUGUGAGUGAUUAGUAUGGAAUUGAUAUGUGUGGAAUAUAUGUUCAAUAAUUAUUUUGUGUGCAACUUUGGAAAAAGUAUAAAUUAUUUAGAAGAACUUUGGUAGUUUUAUUUUUUAAGGCAGAAAUGUCUGUGCUGUUAUAUACACAUUUUUUUUUACUUGGAGUGGAUAGUAAAAAAAAAUGAAACCAUUUAAAGCUAAAUGGUUAAAAGACUUGACUUGCUGGUCAGUGACUUGACAUAAUCAAACAAAAAAUUAAUCUGUAUGACUAAAAUUUUUAUUUUGUUUUUAUUAUUGCUUCCUAUUUUUAUAGUUUCCUGGUGUUGUGGAAAAUCUGUAAUCUGCCGGGGAUUUAUGAGUACUGUAAUAGCAUUCGUGCUAUGAAUGUUUAUGUCUGUUGCUAUGGUCACAUGCUGUGCUGGCACCAUUUCUUGUGACAUCAGCUCUCCCUGCACUUCAGACUCCUGCUUGUGAUCUCAGUUGCUGUGUGAAGGUGAGCGCCGAGCGGGCCACACUUGGCCUAAUCUUUCUGGGGCCUGCAUGAUGCGUUGGUUUGCUGGAGCAUCUGGCAGUGCAGUUUGUGCAGUUCCUGGCAUCGUUGCCUUAAUUUAUUUUUCAGUGGCAAGUCCGUGUUCUGAUGGAGCUCUGCUAAUGUCAGUGAAGGUCGUGCUUCGCUUGGUAGCUGGGGAGGAGGCAGGCGAGGUAGGCGUGGCAGCUCUCACUUGACAGCAGAGGAAAGGAAUAUCGCCUUUCUGCCAGCACUGACCUGAGCCAGGACUCAAGCACCCUGGGUGAGCAGGUCUGUGGCUACCAGCCAGUCCCCAGCUCUCAUGGAUGCGAUUUUGAGACAGGGCCUUCCCCGGUGCUGUGUCAGCUCUUGCUGUGUAUGUCUCAAGGAUGGAGCACUUGCUUCACAGGCAUGAGGCCUGAGGUCGACCCCGAGCACUGACAACCAGAACACACUGCAGGAGGCCGAGAAGGGACAAGCGGACAGAGGCUGCAGGGAGGAGAGUCCCAGGUUAGCCAGUGCGAGGCUGAGUGUUCGGCUUGGCACAGGCCGGCAGUUCCAUCAGCGCUGGUCAGGACGGGUUAGUGUGCUGUGCGGUUGUCGCUCCGCCCAGGGCGCAGGCAGGUGAAUAUGCAAUCCUGCUGCGAUUGGUUGAUAAGAGCUUCAAAUCGGUGGGGUGACGCCCAAAGAAGGACAUGCCCCCUGCAAACCAAAAUGAAUGCUGCUUCUCUGCUGCUGCAUGUGUGAGGCACUAGCAGUCUGUGUAGUAAAGCUUGUGGGGACUCCGCGUCUCGCCCAUCCCUAUGGACCGCAGAUGUUUGUGCUGGUGAGCAGCAGGCGCGUCCACCUUGGAUGGCAAAAGUAAUCAUUGAACCCGGGUCUUUGUGACAGUUGAAAACAUUCGGAUGUUACUCUGAUUAAUGCUCCAUUGAUUUACUUUUUGCUAUUUCUGUUUUUUUUUUUUUUUUGUUUUUGUUUUUUUGUCCCUAAGAUGUACUGUUCAUAAAUCAUAAGUUCAAAUACACUUAUUUGAAAUGAUUUUGUGAUUCAUCAGGCCUGGCAUGGAUCUUAGGAAAUAACCUUGACCUUUUGAGAGUCUAGAUAGUGUUGGUUCUCUUUUUGUCCUGUUCAGUGAAGUGCCCUCCCUGUGCCUGUGUAGCACCAAGACAGCGAGUGGGCAUGAGGCGAUGGGGAAUGCCAAGGCUGCCGUCUUUGUGAGCGCUAUGGGGCUUCUAGGGUCCUGCCUCCCAGCGUCCUGGUGUUGACCUGCAGUCUGUUGCCAUGAGUUGAGUUCCUAGUAUCUGUCUGUGGAGUUCGCCUUUUCUGUUUAAGUGCCCUUAUUCUUUCAGGCCAUCACGUUCAUUCUGUGGAUGACUAAGCUCACUGGCGUGUUUACUGGUUUGAUUUUGGUACCGGGAAUCAAACUGAGGACCUUGUACUUGCCUGGCUCUCACAGGAAUGUUUAAAUAUUAGUUGUACCCACCUCUUCCCUCACUGAUCUCCUUGUGUACCACACUCAAAAUCCUUACUUUGGUGCUUGCUAUUUAAUCUGAUUUUCUAGACAUUGCUUGCUUUUUCACAAACUACAGCUGUUAGGAUUGUAGAUGAGUGAUUCACUUUUGAACUAUUAGAUUUCAUUGAUUAAAA